Molecule: messenger RNA, 3117 nt
Organism: Arabis nemorensis
Lineage: Eukaryota; Viridiplantae; Streptophyta; Magnoliopsida; Brassicales; Brassicaceae
Source: the annotation of a GenBank genome assembly
AUGGAGAAACAAUCUUCAUCAGACAUUCUACAAGGAGAGAUUGAUGCAACUCACCGAGAGAUUGAUGCAAGUCAGUGUAUUGAGCUGCCAGUGCCAAUAUACCAUCCUGCCCAUGUUAAUAAGCUGAAACAAAUGCUGAGCAUGCUGUGCUUGAAAUGUCUAAAAGUAAAGCUAAAGAUGGAUCCGAAUCCGAUGCUCCGAUUUGGUAAUUUAGGUGUCUGCUGUGAGGAAGCGUCAACCAUCUCAAUCAGAGAGGAAGCAUCGGAUGGUGCUUCAUAUCUAGAACUGUCUAGCUCAGGACUAUGCUGGAAUUUCCUGGGAAUAUAUGGUUAUCGCUAUGGAAGCGAUCAGACGCGGCCCCUGCUUGCGAGAGAGGUACAAGAAAUUUUAAGACGAAUCCCCAAAGCAACAAUAAGGUAUCUCACAGCAAACGGAUAUGAUCCUCAAGCAGAAUACAUACUGGAAUAUCUUGCACUCCCGCCUAACUGUUUGUCAGAUGAAUCUGAUGGUCACUGCACCACGUCAUCGGAUCUUUCCAGCAUUGAGCUAAAAGACGUUCUUCAGAAAGUGGAAGAAAUAAGAAGCUCUAGGUCAAACUUUGAGUCUCAUAAGGCUGACUCCGAUGACAUGUUUAGAGUGGUGGAUACUUAUCUGAAGAUGAGAUAUGGGCCGACUAAGAUCCCGGACAGUUCCUCUUCAAAUGCUACUCGUCUUUAUGAUAAGAAGUUAAGUAAGAUUACAACUCUUGUGACAAAUGACAUAAUACAUGGGGUGAAGCCUACCGACACCAUGUCACAUGGUGGAACCAAUAUCAACAAACUCUUUGUAACAAGAAAGUCGCUGUCAGAGGGAAAUGUUAAUUAUUUGGUGUUUGAGGGUGUUCAAUCCAAAACUACAGUCGCAAUUAAACGCGUUCUGCGAUCUCAUGAGGCUGAUGCGAGCCGGGAGGAGUAUUCUAACCAGCGGCAAUCUAGUGAAGAUUCUGCAAAUGUCUUGAGUGUAUUUGAUUACAUGUGUGACUUGACUUAUGCGUAUUUGAUACUAGAGUAUGGGCCGUGCAACUUGGAAGACAUUGUGGAGUUUGCUAAGAAAAAAACGUGGGCAAUCAAUGAUCCGUCAAAGAUGAGUAUAGGGUCUUUUCUCAAUAAAGAGUGGGGAGCAAAAGGGGUGUUGUCACCUCUCAAACUGAAGCUGAUUAGGGAUAUUGUUAAUGGCGUUAAAGAUAUGCACCAAAAGAAAAUAAUACACCGGAAGCUACAACCACGACGUGUCCAAAUCGUAGUUCGAGAAUCGCCCACCUUGACUGCCAAAAUCACUGGAUUUGAAAGCAGUAAAUACAUCGGUGGUGCAAACACGUCGUUACGCUUCCGUGAUGGCAUUGCCACAGAUCGUACUCAGGAGUGGCUGGCUCCGGAGCAGCUCCGAAAAAUGGAUGAGACUUAUGCAGUUGAUUUAUUUAAUAUGGGUUGUCUCAUCCAUUAUAUCGUGUUUGGUUCACAUCCAUUCGACCAUGGAGAUGGGAGUAAUGUGCUUGAUAACAUCAGGCUCAAGAAAACCAGUUUCCUCCGACAAAAAAAAAAACUCACUCCCGAAGCUACUCAUCUUCUCCAGAAUCUGUUGCAAGAUGCUCCUAGUUUACGCUUAAGUGCAAGGCAAACCCUUGAGCACCCAAUCUUUUGGGAUGGUGAUACUAGGAUAUCUUUUUUACGUAAGGUUCAAGAGUUAUAUAGAGAUGGGAAGAUGCCAACCCUCCUUUCGCACAUGAAGACCAAGGAAUUUUAUAUUCACGGUAAUGAGCUUUUGUGGAGUACCAAUUUAGAUCAGGCGUUUUUAAAUUACCUCAACAAGAAAUUCUCCUACACCUAUUCACACUGUAUGGAUCUGCUAAAACUCCUGAGGAACACUAACACUCACUUUGAUGGUCUCCCUGCGGAUGCACUAGUGGGAACGAAUCCGCAGGGACUUGACACCUACUUUACUAAAAAGUUCCCUCUCCUACUAAUUGAAGAUACUGAAGUCAAGCUUCCACGCCCGACUCGGGUCAAGAACAAGACUCCGGCUCCGGUUCAAAUCACCGCCGAGCAGAUUCUCAGAGAAGCUCGAGAGAGGCAAGAGGCUGAGAUCCGUCCUCCUAAGCAGAAAAUCACUGACUCCACUGAGCUUUCCGAUUACAGACUCCGACGUCGGAAGGAGUUUGAAGACCAGAUCCGCCGCGCGAGAUGGAAUAUCCAAGUUUGGAUGAAGUAUGCUCAGUGGGAAGAGUCGCAGAAAGAUUACGCUCGUGCUCGGAGCGUCUGGGAAAGAGCCAUCGAAGGCGAUUACAGGAACCAUACACUAUGGCUAAAGUACGCAGAGUUCGAGAUGAAGAACAAGUUUGUAAACAGUGCGAGGAACGUUUGGGAUCGAGCCGUUACGCUUCUCCCGCGAGUAGACCAGCUUUGGUACAAGUACAUUCACAUGGAGGAGAUACUUGGGAAUAUCGCCGGAGCUAGACAGAUAUUCCAACGGUGGAUGGAUUGGUCACCGGAUCAACAAGGUUGGCUUUCGUUUAUCAAAUUCGAGCUUAGGUAUAACGAAAUCGAACGUGCUAGAUCAAUCUACGAGAGAUUUGUGCUUUGUCAUCCAAAAGUUUCUGCUUAUAUUCGAUAUGCAAAGUUUGAGAUGAAAGGUGGUGAAGUUGCUCGUGCGAGGAAUGUGUAUGAACGUGCCACUGAGAAGCUUGCAGAUGAUGAAGAAGCUGAGACGCUCUUUGUUGCGUUUGCUGAGUUUGAAGAACGAUGCAAGGAACCAGACCGUGCUAGGUUUAUCUACAAGUUUGCUCUUGAUCAUAUUCCUAAAGGAAGAGCUGAGGAUUUGUAUAAAAAGUUUGUGGCGUUUGAGAAACAGUAUGGUGAUAAGGAAGGGAUUGAGGAUGCCAUUGUUGGGAAGAGGAGGUUUCAGUAUGAAGAUGAAGUGAGGAAGAACCCUUUGAACUAUGAUUCUUGGUUCGAUUACGUUAGGUUAGAGGAGACUGUAGGGAACAAAGAUAGGAUUCGAGAGAUCUAUGAGAGGGCUAUUGCUAAUGUUCCACCUGCUGAAGAGAAACUAUACUGGCAAAGAUACAUCUAUCUUUGGUGA